Messenger RNA from Hirsutella rhossiliensis, 1398 nucleotides. RefSeq lists its product as uncharacterized. The record is from RefSeq and is a predicted model, not a curated record. Bases 1 to 1398 code for a protein of 465 amino acids. The transcript has a single exon. Lineage: Eukaryota; Fungi; Ascomycota; Sordariomycetes; Hypocreales; Ophiocordycipitaceae.
AUGGUCAAGCUGGCCGCUGAAGACGUGAGAGCGCUGGAGCUAAGAUGCCCAAAAUUCUGCACGCGAGACUCCGAAGAGAUUAGGAGGGCAACUUACCGCGGUGAAAUUUUCCGCUCUUUUAGCGAAGCAGAGCACGAGAAAAUAUUGAACGACAUUGUCUCAUUUGAUUAUAUAAUACCAUCUCUGCGGACGUUUUUCCAGGAUAUCUACCUUCUCGAUGACUGUGCUACAAGUAUCAAAUAUCUGCUAAAACCAAAUAAAACAACAAUUCGCACUGCCCUUCAGUACAACUUCAGAGCACAGAGUCUCCAACAACAGCAACUGGCGCGAGGAACAGCAUCAGCCGUGUCCUUCGACGAGGCAGUUCAAUCCUUGUGGAUAUUCGCCCUGCGGAACUUUCUCAAACUACCCAAACCAUCAGCAAGAAGAGAUGGUAGACUUCUUGCAAAGCCGUUAACAGAAGAAGCGCACGAAGCAAUAGUGCAUAAUUUCGCCAAGUUAGCCCAAAAUCUAGGGUUUCGUUCGCCAGAGAUCGAACGUCUGGCGCAGGCGCCAGACAGCUCCGAGGACAGCCAGGGAUCCGAGCUGGGUGGUGACUUAACGGAACAAGUUCGUCUGAUUGAGCAUCACGACGUCGUCCCAACAUAUUUGGUGGUAAGCAGCGAGGACAAACCGAAACUACAACGACGUUGCGGUCGCCCAAGAUACGAAACGUACAAUCAAGCCCGGAAGUUUCUGAAAAAGACCUUUUUGCAUUAUAAUUAUGGCGGACUUGAGAUUGACGGCCCCGAUAUUACGGCAUUCUUCAUCCUACGAUCACAGUACCUCGCCUUCUUCAAUAUGUCUAGUCAGCAUUGCCAGCACCACCAAACCAAAUCGCCCGAGGUCGAACAGCAAAACCUGACCCCCGAAGAAGUAACAUUUCCGCCAGCCGUCGGGCAGAGUAUCUUGCCGUCGAGAGAGGAUUCGGAUUCGGAUUCGGAUUCGGAUUAUUCGGACGUUACUGUCGUGUCAUUUAGUACUGAGAAGGACAACGAGGCAAAUAGGCUCUCGGCGACGAGGGGAGACUCCGCCGCCAUGACAGAGGAAAAUCAGCUCCAGGUGCAGCAAUGUACUGUCCAGGUGGCUUUCAAGACGUUCAAGGAGGGCAUAUUCAUCACAGUCACAAAAGUCGACGCAGGGGACCCUCGCGCGAUAGCAGCUACAGCAAGGGCUUUAAUAAGGGACGAGGGGAUGAAGCUCUUCUCGGUAACGUUGCAACCCAUUACGGUCGAGAAAUGUUUUGAAGAGGCGAUAGACUCUGGACUGAAUACCAUCAUCGUCCUUCCCGCAAACGAUUUGGAAAUGUCGGUCGCUCUUCGGCGGGCUGCUGGUCGGUUGCGUCCAGAGGAGUGGUAG